Messenger RNA from Owenia fusiformis, 1701 nucleotides. NCBI's taxonomy places the organism in Eukaryota, Metazoa, Annelida, Polychaeta, Sabellida, Oweniidae. The record is from the annotation of a GenBank genome assembly.
CUUGUAUACAUUUGGAUAACAUUGCAACCGUUUUAAGAAAACUCUGCUUCUAAUAUAUCAUGCAUGAGUGUCAAAUUGAAAAGUGUGAAAAACAAGUCAAAUAUUCAUAUUCACUCACGAGUAUAAAUUAAAAAACAACAACUUAAUUUACAUACAGAGGACAAGGAGCAAUGUUUUGGAGGACCAAAUAUCUGAAGUUUUAUCUUGGGUCUUUAUUUAUAAUGCUGUGUAUUUAUUUACUGUUUGUUGCAUUGAUUUUACUUAAACAUAAAGUUCAACAAUGGCAGGAUGAAGUCUCGUCACAUCUGGAAUAUUGCGAUUCAUGCUUAAAUCAUGGACAUAAGAUAAAUAUAGAUACCAAUGGUGAACUGGAACUUAGUCAAAAACUUGAGAAUAUUCCAAGGAACAAAGACUUGAUCAAACAUAUAGGAAAAGAUUUUAAAAUGGUUACAGAUUAUGAUUUUCUGCCUGAUGACAAUCAUGACACUGUUGGGAGAAAUAUAAACAUUGUUGAAGAAGUAAAUGAAGAGGAGACUAGAGAAGAAAAAAAGAUGAAUGAUAAUGCAGAAGAUGCUCCUUCAGAGAUGGACACAGAACAAGAAAAAUAUAUUGUUUAUCUCUGUGUGAAACCCUGUGGAGGUUGGGGUGAUCGUAUGAUGGGGAUUUUCACCACUUAUAUAAUGUCUCGUAUAUUUCAACGUAAGUUUAUCAUUGCACAGCAUCAUCCCUGUGACCUUAAAUCAGUUUUAUUGCCUAAUACUCUCAACUGGACAUGGCCAGCAUCGCUACAAACAUAUAUGGAUGUCUUGAACCCUGCUGGCUAUAACAAUUUAUACAUCAAAUAUUUUUCAAUUCUUGAUAACAACAAGGACUUCCCAGUGAAUGAAAUUAUGAACCAAAGAGAAGAUUUAAAUAUGUUGUACAACCAGCAUUUAUGGGUGUUUCGUACAAAUAACGCGUUUCCAUGGGCAUUUAGUAAUAAUCCUACUUACAAUGGGAGUAUAACAGCAAUGGGAUAUAAUGAAAGCACAUUUUCUCUGAGGAACAUGUUUAGAGAUGUCUACAAUGCUUUAUUCAUAUUAACCCCAGCCUUGGAAAGCAGAUAUAAUAGCUUUAUGCAAGAAUGCAAAAAUUCGAGAUUGGUUUGUACUCAAGUAAGGACAGGGCAGAACCCAUCUAUGCCAGAUGAUGUAGAACUGGCAGCUGUAGAUAUCAGAGCCAUCUGGCAAUUCAUUCACACUAAGCUACACCCACAGAAUGAUCGUCUAUUUGUGACGACUGACUCUGAAGAAGUUCGGCAAAAUGCUUCAAAUGAAUUUGGGAAUGUAAUAAUUGACACAGUGGGAAAUAUUACACAUGUUGACAGAUAUGGAUCCAACUGUAAUGGCAUGGAGAAGGUGGCCCUAGAUUUCCACAUCUUAAGUCAAUGUGAUUUACUGUUAGUCAGUCGGAGCAACUUUGGUGGUUUAGCUGCAAUGCUUAGACAUACACGUGAAGACCUUUACAUCUUGUAUGAGAACAACAUUUAUGAUGCUACCGAUUCAGAAACAGAAAAAAAACUAUGCGAAGACAAUAGAGAUAUGAAAACCAAAACCCUAUUUUGUGAUCAGGAAUAUAUCUUCAAUUCUUUCUAAAAAAAUGAACUUCAAACCUUGGUUUAAUUUACUCAAUGACAAAGUUGAAAAAAUCAACAAAUUUGCC